AUGAGUGGCAAGGAAGGCGUGCACAACCUCCAGAAGAAAGAGGACUGGGCCAAGGCCCUCGAGGAGAGCAAGGAGACCGUCCUCGUGCUCGACUGCUUCGCCACCUGGUGCGGACCCUGCAAGACCAUUGCGCCGUUCGUCGUCAAACUGUCCGAGAAGUACCCGACGGCCAAGUUCUACAAGAUCGACGUCGACGAGCUUCCCGAAGUCGCCGAGGAACUCGAGAUUCGCGCCAUGCCGACAUUCUUGAUCUACAAGAACGGCGUCAAGCAGACGCCCGUUGUCGGUGCUAACCCGUCUUCGCUCGAGAAGGCGGUUAAGGAGGCUGUGGAGGGAUGA
Pseudovirgaria hyperparasitica is the source of this 339-nucleotide messenger RNA. Its product is annotated as thioredoxin. The transcript has 2 exons. The coding region runs from base 1 to 339 and encodes 112 amino acids. Lineage: Eukaryota; Fungi; Ascomycota; Dothideomycetes; Acrospermales; Acrospermaceae. The record is from RefSeq and is a predicted model, not a curated record. Gene Ontology annotation, molecular function: protein-disulfide reductase activity.